This is a messenger RNA of Polypterus senegalus (gray bichir), 6401 nucleotides long. RefSeq names its product actin binding LIM protein 1b (gene ablim1b). Gene Ontology annotation, cellular component: actin cytoskeleton; stress fiber. Gene Ontology annotation, biological process: cilium assembly; lamellipodium assembly; cytoskeleton organization. Bases 227 to 2665 code for a protein of 812 amino acids. The record is from RefSeq and is a predicted model, not a curated record. Gene Ontology annotation, molecular function: actin filament binding. The transcript is spliced from 27 exons. Lineage: Eukaryota; Metazoa; Chordata; Cladistia; Polypteriformes; Polypteridae.
GUGGUAACCCGAGCUCCCUUACAGUAUUGGCAAGUGCACCAAUAACAUGGUAGUGCUUAAAAGGUGGCCUUGGGCAAUGGAUCUGGGGACUCAGCAGUUUUUUAUUUGCAGCCUGAAUUAUUGAUGGAGCAUGAGUGAAAAAGCCUUGGUUUUUCUGGCUCAUCAGCUCCAGACCUGUAUCCAGUGACUGCAUGCCUGUCUCAAAGAAAUAGGAGCGAAGGUCCAGAUGGAGGGGACAGAGUAUCAAGGGCUGUGUCAGUACGCCCAGAAAAUUACAUCUUGCUUCGGUGUGGACGUGGCACAUGCACAGGACACACACCACCACACAGAAAAACCAGUUAUCCACUGUAGCAAAUGUGGAGAACCAUGCAAAGGAGAGGUGCUGCGAGUCCAGUCGAAACACUUCCAUAUCAAAUGUUUCACCUGCAAAGUCUGUGGCUGUGACUUGGCACAAGGUGGCUUCUUUAUGAAGAAUGGCGACUAUCUAUGCACUUUGGAUUAUCAGUGCAUGCAUGGGACCCGGUGCAAUGGCUGCGGGGAUUUUGUAGAAGGAGAAGUUGUCACCGCCUUGGGAAAGACGUACCAUCCAGCUUGCUUCGUUUGUACCAUUUGCAAACGACCAUUUCCAGCAGGGGACCGAGUCACCUUCAAUGGGAGAGACUGUCUUUGCCAGCGCUGUGUUCAACCAAUGUCUUCCAGUCCCAAAGAUAUCAGCAGUUCCAGCAAUUGUGCAGGCUGUGGCAGAGACAUCAAGAAUGGUCAGGCGCUCUUGGCUCUUGACAGACAAUGGCAUCUGGGGUGCUUCAAAUGCAAGGUCUGCAACAAGGUGCUCACGGGAGAGUACAUCAGCAAAGAUGGAGCACCAUACUGUGAAAAGGACUAUCAGAUACACUUUGGGGUCAAGUGUGAAGCAUGCCAUCAGUUUAUCACUGGAAAGGUAUUAGAGGCUGGAGACAAGCAUUAUCAUCCAAGUUGUGCACGAUGCAGCAGGUGCAACCAAAUGUUUACAGAAGGAGAGGAAAUGUACCUUCAAGGAUCAACUGUUUGGCAUCCAGACUGUAAGCAUUCAACCAGAAGUGAAGAAAAGCACAGGCUCUUACCUCCUGCAGUAAUGAGUCUCAACAAAACAGAAAGGCAGCCCACAAGAUCUUCUUCCGAAAGCAUUUCUUCCAGACCUGGUUCAAGCAUACCUGGCUCACCGGGUCACACAAUCUAUGCAAAAGUAGACAAUGAGAUCCUUGAUUAUAAGGACUUAGCUGCAAUUCCCAAAGUCAAGGCAAUUUAUGACAUUGAGCGCCCAGAUUUGAUUACCUAUGAACCUUAUUACUCCACCAACUACGAGGACAGACAGGAAAGGCAGAGUUUGGGAGAGCCACAGACUCCUGGAAGCAGCACUUCUCCUUUGCAGGACAGUCAUCCUCAGCAGCCUAAACACGACUGGUCCCCAGUGCAGGACGAUCUCUCUCCACGAACCCUUUCACCAACGCCAUCUGCUGAAGGCUACCACGACAUGCGGGACCGAAUGAUUCACAGAUCUACCAGUCAAGGAUCAAUUAGCUCUCCAAUCUACAACAGACACAGUUACACCCCUACUAUGUCACGUUCACCACAGCAUUUCCACAGGCCAGAGCUGCUCUCUACUGGUGUGCAGCGUUUGCCCUACCUGCGCACUAGCAGUUUCAGCUCGAAUCACAAUGACUCCCGCCCUUCCUCCCCAUUCCGACACCACUUCAUUCCCCAUAAUAAAGGCAAUGAGCCGUCCAGCGGUCGGAAUUCCCCUCUCCCCUUUCGACCCGACAGCCGCCCACUCACUCCAACUUAUGCUCUGACCCCUAAACAUUUCCAUGUACCAGACCAAGGCAUCAACAUCUAUAGAAAGCCACCCAUUUAUAAACAACAUGAUUCAGCUGCCCUGGCAGUGCAAAGCAAGUCUACAGAAGAUAUCAUCAAGUCUGCCAAGUUCCCAGCAGCCCACGCUCCAAACCCUGAAGACACACCAAAGAUUGAGACAGACUACUGGCCUUGCCCUCCCUCACUUGCUGCCAUAGGAUCAGAUUCACGGCGCAGGUCACGAGAAGAAGAAGAGGAAGAAAUACAAAAACGCAGACAGAUUCAAGAGGAACACCUCAACAAGAUCCAGUCGGGCUUAGGUAAAUUAAUUUUAAAGGAAGAAAUGGAAAAAGAGAUGAAUCGAGACAGAUACUCAAGGAGUCUUUCUUCUCAUCGCUGUGAUGUCACAUAUGCUAACUCCUACAAGUCAGAUCUCAAUGCCUCUACAUCCAAAACAUCUUCACUUCCUGGAUAUGGAAGAAAUGGGCUGCACAGGCCACAGUCAACAGAUUUCACUCAGUACAACAGCUAUGGGGAUGUGAGCGGAGGUCUCAGAGAUUUUCAGCCUAUCCAGGAUGGACAUGUACCCGUUGCCAGGAUGGACAGAGGAGUGUCAAUGCCCAAUAUGUUGGAGCCCAAAGUAUAUCCAUAUGAAAUGCUUAUGGUCACCAACAGGGGGCGAGCCAAACUGCCAAGAGAUGUGGAUCGAACUAGACUGGAGAGACAUUUGGCUCCAGAUGUUUUCUUUGAUAUUUUUGGAAUGACAAUCCAGGAAUUUGACAGGUUACCUCUCUGGAAACGCAACGAAAUGAAGAAAAAGGCAAAACUCUUCUAAACAAUUCAGUGCAUGUCUUAUUUAUGAGCAAAACAAUACUAUCACUAGAAUAUUGUUAUAUACAUGUAGAAUUUUUUGUGGCAACUUAAAUGAAGCAAAAACCAAUAUAAAUAUAUAUUAUUAAGUCAAUCUGCUUGGCUUUCAUCUAAACAGAGGGGCACCCUCAUUUGCAAACAUCAUAAUUAGCAAUGAGGAAACACACAUCAUUUAUUCCAAGAAACAAUACAUAUGAUCUUUCAUUUGUGUGCUGUUAUAUGUAAAGGCUUUGAAUGGAAAUGGCUUCUUUUUAUUCCUUUUAUUUCUACUUCAUAUUGUAACUGCCCUUAUAAAGCUGAACUUUACUGGUAGAACCUCAUGAACAUUUUGAAGCUAAUAAUGUGUAAAAUAAUAUAGCUGUUCAGAAAGGUAUGUCUGACAGCUAUUAAAAAUUAACAUUCAUGUUAUAUAUAAGUGCUUUACAGAAAAAAAAUAGGAGAAUUAAAAAUAAGUGUAUUAUUUAAUACCAUUUUGCCUACCGGUAUUUGGUUACUUGAAUUGCAUAUGUCCCUGGAAUUAAAGGCCACGUCCCACAAAAUAGAAUCUAAUACUUUUUUCUCACUGGAGAACAGAAUCUAGUGCCAUUUAACAUUACUAAGUAAAAAACAUAGUAAUAUAUUGCAGCAUAAGGUUUACUUUUAUAUGGAACUAUAUUUAAGAUAAUACAAGAGUUUUUAAAAAUUUUUUUUAAAAAUUGUGAAUAUUAAUUAAUAGCAUACUCAGUAGCUUUUCAAAUAAGUCUACAUGCCACAUGGUGGUGCAGUGGUGCCAGUCUGUAACCUGGCUUUACAAUUCAUGUAACUACACGCAGAAUAUUUCGUGUUUUAUAAGAGGUUGUCUGGGACCAUUUGUAAUAAUAAUGAAAAAUCUACAGUCAUACUUGUAUUUUUCAGUCUCGAGCCUUGUUUGAACUUCAGAUCUAAAAGUGUCAUUCAGGUAUAUUAAAAAAAAAAAAACAUAAACUGUAUUUCAAGCAGGGUUACAGGGAGCCAAAGUGUAUCCUAGCAAACGGCCCUAGAUGAGCCACUGUCCCUUCACAGGGCACAGUCAGUUUAAUGUAAUCUCUUUGGAUUAUGCAAGGAACAAUUCAUUAAGACUUUUUUAGUGCCCACUUAUCUACUGUGUAAAGUGCAAGACAUGAACUAACCCUAAAUGGGAUGCUAGUCCAUCACAGGGCAAGCAUUUGUUCACUUACUCACAUCAGGGCCAUUUUAUUGUGCAUGUUUUUAGGGUGUGGGAGGAGCCAUCCAUUCAUUUUUCUGACACUGCUGUACAGUAGUAUAGGAUAAAGAGGAUAUUCCAGCCACAUCAUGUGCCACACAUACUGUAAAACAGCCCCACUCAGAAUGCCAACAGGGUCACACAUAUUAAUGUACCAACACACCAGUCACCCCACAUACUCAGGAUAAUAUAGAACCACCAAGCAAGCUGAAAAGUCAAUAUGGCACAUGUUAAAAAUGUUGUGCCAUUAGUACUACCAAGGUGAUCACUUUGUUUAGAAGAAGGCAAUAGAAAAUUAGUAACAUGAUAAUUACUGACCCUCCCCACAUCUACCACUAAAAGAGUGUCUACCAGUAAAGGGCAUCUAAAGAUACUGGUUUUGUGUGUUUUUAUUUUAUUUUUUUGUAAGUAAAAAUUAUAGGGAGUUUGCUAUGUCAUUUUGUUUUAUAAACUGUAUUUUUGUAUAAAAAAGACUUUACAAGAUUAACAGUGCUACUGAAAUGUUUUAUUUUUAUUCUUUUCUGCCCAGCACUGUGAAAGCAUGGUUUGUGAAAAUGACUUUGUAGCUAGAUUGCAAAUCCAGUUGUGUUUUCAAUCUUGUCUUGCUUCAAAACUCUGUUCAUUGUGUGUUAUCUAACUGUAAAUGGGUGGGAGGGAGGGUGGGUGGGAUGGGGUUUGUAAAGCUGCUGUAUAUAUACAAUAUAAAAUGAAGUUUGAUUGGCUGCCAGAAAACUUCAAAAUGAAAUGAUGGACGCCCACAAAAGUAACUUUUCAGCCAAUUCCUCCCUUUUUAUGUGACUUCUUAUAUGUCAAAAAAACAAAAAAAAAAGAACAGAAGAAUUACGAAAUGCAUCCAGAAGCCAAGGAGCUAAAUUUAGUCUUUGCAUGGACAUGGUAGGUAGGAAUUUGGAGUGCUGGUAUAAUAAUUUUACUUUGGAAAUGUAUAGAACCACUUCUCUUACUGAAGGGAUUUGCUAUUUUUUCUCUAUUUGUGAGUUGUGAUCAUACUUUAAUUAUUAUAUUUCUUUUUCAAUUCAUGUUAUGGACAGUAUGCUUACUGCUUUCAGGAUACAUUUAUCUAAGGUGCUAUCCAGCUCUGCUUUCUGUGGGCACAGAAAUGAAAGAGAGCUUUUCGAUAUUGAGCAUUUUAACUUUUUCAAAUGAUGGGUUUUACCAGAGUGUGUCCAAAUGGUGCAAUCUUAUCUUGCAGAACCGUUCUGUUGAUUGGAAAAUGCACAUUAAUUCCAUACAGAGUGGGAAAAGGAAUUUAGGAAAAGGGUUUAUGGAAAUUUAGUGCAUAUCCAACAGACCAGUGCCUUAGGCUAGUCCCAACACAGAAGAUGUUGCUUAUGCUUCAUUUGAACAUUUAUGUUCUAAUUUCUCUCUGCAAAGACAACUUCCUUCUUCACGCACUGCCACCAGGUCAUUCGAAUUAAAACACAAAACGAGAGGUUAGUGUGAGCCUGUUUUGCAGCAUACAGGAACUGGAGCAAAGCUAAUGACCGUUUUGGGCCAGGUGGUUUUUUUCUUACUUCUGUGUAUUUUUUAAAAUGAUGUCAACUUUACUUCAUAUGUUUCUGUCUUGAAGGAUCAAGUAGUGACCUGUAGGUCAUGCUUGAAAUUAUCCCUUUUGCAGUACCAUUGAUUUGAUUAUGCAUUUGAAAUGUAGGCAGCCAACAAGUGGCAACAACUCUCGUGGUCUAUUUUCAGAGGGCAUAUAUAUUCAAAUAUCGGCAUUUUCACUUCCCCUGAAACGCCGGCUGCUAUGUUUCACUUUGCAAAAUAAUCAUUCAGCAGCUAUGGACAGCGCUGAUAGGGAACCAGUUGCUGGAGUAUCAUUUUUUCAAUUAGUAUAUUGAGCAGAGCAUCUAUGGUAAAAAUAAGCAAUAAAACAAAGUGGAAGAUACUAUUACAAUGUAAUGUUCUGUUUGUUUAUCAUUUCGUCCUUCCCACAUUGUCAUAGCUUGUGAACAGCAGUGUAGGCUUAGGUAAAGUUAAAAGGUUUAGGUCAAUGCAAGUUGCCCCGUCUUACCCAAAGACAUUAACCUGCAAAUGUCUCAGGCCAGCAGUCCACUGAAAUGCCACUGUAUUUCAAAACAAAGCUGACACUCCUGCCAGCAAAGGAAUAACACUGUCCCAACUGACUAUAUUUAUUACUGUAAAUGCCAAGCACCUUGUAUUAUGUAAAUUGAGACUGAAAUUUUGUGAACUGGAAUAUUACUAACAUUCAUUUGACUUGAAUCCAUUUAAACUGGAACAUUUUGGAUUCUUUGUUUCCUUCUUUCUCUCUUUUAUUCCAAAGCAAAUAAAACAACAGCAACUUUGGCAAUUGAAUAAAAUGUGUGCUUGUUUGUUUGCCUCAAUGUUACAAAUCAACAUGUGUCCAAUUUCUGAUUGAUUUCUUGAUCGUAAGGUUUAUGAAACAUGUUUAAAAAUGAAGAGCCUGUGCAGGUUUUUACAUUAAAUGUAAUAUUCAGAA